This is a messenger RNA of Labeo rohita (rohu), 1220 nucleotides long. RefSeq lists its product as uncharacterized. The transcript is spliced from 5 exons. The record is from RefSeq and is a predicted model, not a curated record. NCBI's taxonomy places the organism in Eukaryota, Metazoa, Chordata, Actinopteri, Cypriniformes, Cyprinidae. Bases 7 to 684 code for a protein of 225 amino acids.
GAGAAAAUGAUUCUGAGGCAGUUUAUAUGUUUCUGUAUUGUCUUGAUGGUUGUCACUGAAGGAUCAUCAGUGAAAGUUCAUCCAGGAGGAAACACAACACUCCCCUGUAGCAUUGAAGAUGACAGAGAGAUUACCUGGAUCAUUACAAAUGGAAACCAAACAUUUGUCAGAAUUCUGAAACUAGAAUAUGGUUAUGGUCCAGAAUCUAAACCAGAACCCUUCAAUAUUCACCCCAGUUAUGCAGGUCGGAUAAAAGCUGUCAGUUCAUCCACAAACACUCACUCUCUGCUUCUGAUGAACAUCACUGACACUGAUCUCAUGCUCUACUGCUGCACUGACUAUAAGAAUGAACAAACUCACUGCACAAAACUGGACUAUGAAGUGAGCAUUGAAGAUGUGGAUCAGGAGGUUACAGAUACUAUCAAUCAUGAUCCAGUGAUCAUCUGUAUCAUUCCGUGGCUGCCUGUCGUCUGUGUGCUUCUGUUACUGUUACUGGUGUCAAGUGUCUAUGUGUGUUGCAGAGGUACAGGACUGUGGAAAGGUUGUGCAAGAACUAAUAACCUGCACCAGGACUGGAUUCACAAUAGUGUUAAGGGUAAUAUAAAGUUCAUUCAUUUUUGGAUAUCAGAAGAUGAUUGGACACUGGAUGAAGUUAUUUAUACACCACUAAAUAAUAUUUUUUAAAUAAUCAUUUUAAAAUUCCUUUACAUACCUAACAUCAUCUUUUGUGCUCAUACACAUUAUAUUGCUUGUAUAUUAAAUUGUAUCACACUGAAUGCUAAAAUAAAAAAACAAAGCUAUGAAUGAACCUUUCUUCAACUAUGUGUAAAAUACUCUUUAACUUAAGCACAUGUAUUGCUCAGUAUCACCUGUAGUGUUGUCUUGUAGCUCUGAUAUUAUUUUGUUUUGAUUACAAGACAUCAUAAAGCACCUCUUGGAUACUGUUGUUAGUGUAAAAAAAAAGUUACACUCUAAUUAGCGUGCUGCUAAUAAAGUUAAUUCAAACAAAAUAAAAUGAAGAAAUAAAAGUAUGGAUGCAUUUUCUUUAGUGUACAUAUACUAAACUUUAUAUUAGACAAAUAUUCUGUUCAGUGGGAGUUAACCACAUCCUGUUUUUCAUUGCUAUCAGUCACAAUGGUCAUUUUUAACUGAAGUGAUUUAUUCCAUACAGACUGUUUUAAAGCAGCACAGUGAUAAACAAGAACGCUGUGAUACAAUGA